AUGGCUUGCCAGACCUACAGCUUCUUUGUUCUCUCUGUCAUCCUGAUUUAUUUUGGACAGUUUGGAAAUAGCUUAAGCCUUCCUGAUCUUCAACAUCACAUAGACAAACUGAAAGCUGACUUUAACUCAAGCAAUUCAGAUGUAGCUGAUGGUGGACCUAUCUUCACAGACAAACUGACAGCUUGGACAGAGAGAAAUGAAAAAAGGAUCAUUCUGAGCCAGAUUGUUUCCAUGUACUUGAAAAUGUUUGAGAGCACUGACAAGUCAAAGGCACACAUCAAGCACAUAUCUGAGGAGCUCUACACUCUGAAAACCAGCCUUCCCGAUGGCUCCAAGAAGAUGAAAGACCUCAUGGACCUGGCAAAGAUGCAGAUGAGCGACCGGAAGGUGCAGCGCAAGGCUGUGAACGAGCUGUUCAGCGUCUUACAGAAGCUGAUGGAGCCCUCGGGCUCCCACAAAACCAAACGGAGCCACUCUCAGAGGAGGUGCAGAUGCUACUGA
Molecule: messenger RNA, 501 nt
Organism: Dryobates pubescens (Downy woodpecker)
Lineage: Eukaryota; Metazoa; Chordata; Aves; Piciformes; Picidae
Gene: IFNG
Product: interferon gamma
Exons: 4
Coding region: 1-501 (166 amino acids)
Biological process (GO): immune response
Cellular component (GO): extracellular region
Molecular function (GO): type II interferon receptor binding
Source: RefSeq, a predicted model, not a curated record